AAAUAGGUGUGGCCAACAGAGAACAACAAUCCCACAGGAAUAUAAAGUUGUCAUGUAACCUGUGAGUGUUUAUUUUGCAUGGCACAGUGCUGCCACCUGCUGGACUUUCAGGGAAAUGUUUUACGUUUACGUUAUUUAGUCAGUUUGUUUGUUAACGGCAGAGUAUACAUUGUGAAUGUCGUGUUCAGAUCGAGUUCUUCGACGCAAUGCCUCUAUGUAUACUUAAAAAUGAGCGUUUAUGUUAAUGUGUGUGAAACAAAGCAAGUUAUUCAUAGAUUUUAUGUUGUUCCUGAUUUGGCAGUUUCACUCCAUUCUACGUGAAUAAAGGAAGAGCUGUUUAAUCCUGACUCGCCUAAAAGGAGUUUGGCUGACCGUUAGCUUGGGUCGGGACGCCAUAGAGAGACCGUUACAAAAGUCCUCUCUGUCUCAGCUGAAAAUUCAUUUCAGGAGAUCGUAAGCAGCUGAGAACAUGGAGACUUUGAAGGAUUUUGGUUUCUUUCUUUUCUCCAGUCCCACCUCUGUACUUGGAGUAGGUCUCCUUUUCAUAAUCCUAUAUUUGGUGACUGUUGGUUCCUCCAGAGAAACAGGUAAAGAACCUCCAGGACCAAAGCCUCUUCCUCUGCUUGGCAACCUGCUGCAGCUGGAUCUCCAGAGACCCUACAAAACACUGUGUGAGCUUUCCAAGAAGUAUGGGUCUGUAUUUACAGUUUAUUUUGGACCGAAAAAAGUGGUUGUCCUAGCCGGGCACAGGACAGUCAGAGAGGCUCUGGUCGGCUAUGCAGACGAGUUUGGAGAAAGAGAAAUCGCACCGAUAUUUGCGGAUUUAACAAAACAUCAUGGAAUUAUAUUUUCAAAUGGAGAAACGUGGAAAGAGAUGCGUCGUUUCGCCCUCAGCACCCUCAGAGACUUUGGGAUGGGGAAGAGAGUUGCAGAGGAGAAAAUCUUAGAGGAGUGUGGGCACCUCAUUCAAGUGUUUGAGAGUUAUAAAGGGAAACCAUUCAACACAUCCCAAGCAACAAAUAAUGCAACAUCCAACAUCAUCUCCUCCAUUGUGUUUGGAAGCAGGUUUGAAUAUGAUGAUCCUCAAUUUAGAGACAUGAUUCGUCGAGUCACUGAGAAUAUUAAGCUAUCUGGCUCGGCAGGAAUCCAGCUCUACAAUACAUUUCCCUGGCUGGCUGGAUGGAUAAAAAGCCGUCAGGUUAUAUUAAAAAAUAUUGAAGAGACGGUGAGAGAAGUGAAGGAUUUAACCCAGAAACUGAAAGAGACACUCAACCCUCAGAAAUGCAGAGGACUGAUCGACUGUUUUCUGAUUCAAAAGCAGAAAGAAGAGGACUCUUGUGUCAAAGACACUCAGUUCACUGAGGAGAAUCUGAUAUAUACAACAUCAAACCUCUUUGCUGCUGGAACUGACACCACAGCUGCAACACUGAGGUGGGGUUUGCUGCUCAUGGCAAAGUAUCCACAAAUUCAAGACCGGGUUCAGGAGGAGCUGACCAGGGUGGUUGGAAACCGCGAGGUUCAUGUGGAAGACCGUAAAAAUCUGCCGUACACUGAUGCUGUCAUCCAUGAGAUACAGCGGCUUGGUAACAUUGUUCCAAUGUCGAUCCCACAUAAAACUAAACAAGACGUCACCUUUCAUGGAUAUUUUAUCAAAGAGGGAACUACUGUGAUUCCGCUGCUUGCUUCUGUUCUGUAUGAUGAGAGUGAAUGGGAGAGCCCUCACACCUUCAACCCUUCUCAUUUCUUGGACAAGGAGGGAAGAUUUAUCAAGAGAGAUGCCUUUCUGCCAUUUUCUGCAGGUCGCAGGACGUGUCUUGGUGAGAGUCUGGCAAAGAUGGAGGUUUUCCUCUUCCUCACCUCACUCCUUCAACGUUUUCAUUUCAAGCCUCCACCUGGAGUUUCUGAAGAUGACCUGGAUCUGACUCCAGCAGUGGGAUUCACCACUCCUUCUCCUCAUGAGCUCUGCGCCAUCAGUCGGCAGUGAAGAAUGAAACACUACAGUAUAGUUCAUCUCUCUACCAGAACCCGGAUGUCACUAUUACAUAUUUUCACUCUAUUUUAAGAAUUUGACAGUUUCUAUUUUUUUAGUUACAUGCUUUUUCUCUCCUGUAAAUUGUGUUCUCAUUUGUUCUAAGCAGAAAAAUUCUAACAGAAAUAAAGGUUUGAAAAUCUAUCUGUGUAGU
This is a messenger RNA of Poeciliopsis prolifica (blackstripe livebearer), 2183 nucleotides long. RefSeq names its product cytochrome P450 2K1-like. Gene Ontology annotation, biological process: xenobiotic metabolic process. The record is from RefSeq and is a predicted model, not a curated record. NCBI's taxonomy places the organism in Eukaryota, Metazoa, Chordata, Actinopteri, Cyprinodontiformes, Poeciliidae. Gene Ontology annotation, molecular function: heme binding; iron ion binding; oxidoreductase activity, acting on paired donors, with incorporation or reduction of molecular oxygen, reduced flavin or flavoprotein as one donor, and incorporation of one atom of oxygen. Gene Ontology annotation, cellular component: intracellular membrane-bounded organelle; cytoplasm.